This is a messenger RNA of Nestor notabilis (Kea), 2313 nucleotides long. RefSeq names its product sel-1 suppressor of lin-12-like 3 (C. elegans) (gene SEL1L3). NCBI's taxonomy places the organism in Eukaryota, Metazoa, Chordata, Aves, Psittaciformes, Psittacidae. Gene Ontology annotation, molecular function: protein binding. The transcript has 18 exons. The annotation marks the transcript as partial. The record is from RefSeq and is a predicted model, not a curated record.
UACUUCUUGAUUGCCAACUUCUCUUCAAUGUUCUCAAGUUUUAGGGAAGAAUUCUAUUAUGAUGACACUGCUGGAUACUUUGUUCUUGGAGGUAGUGGAUAUGUAAAUGGUAUUGAAGCAUUCUUUGGACCUGUGAAAUACUAUCGUCUCAAUGUGUUUGAAACAGAGCAGAUUUCUAACCCUCUUCAUGACAAAGAAACAAUGGAACAAAUUGAACUUUACUACGAGAGAUGUAUGGACAUUCAAGAAAUAGUUUAUGAGUACAGACAUACUGUAAAGCAGGGUGAAAAAUUACAAAGAAAUUGUUACUAUGAAAACUAUUAUUUGAAGCUGAUUCAUAAAUAUGGUGAAAAAUCCAAAUGUGAUGCCUUCAUGUGGGGAAAAGAGCUCAGGGAAAAGUACCACACUUUGUUCAAACUGUUAAAAGAGACAGAUUUCAGCGCUCCAGAUGUGUUAGAAGAUGGAAGUGGUGCAGUUCUAGAAGUUGGUCGGAUGAUAUUUGAGAAGGUUUCAAAGGGUCUGUCCAGCACUGAUGGACUCAGCAAUGUGGGCUCCUCUGUCCCUCUCUUGGUGGAGUCCAGUUGUUGUGGAUACCAUAAGGCUUCCUAUUUCCUUGCAGUUAUAUUUGAAACAGGGCUUGGUGUGCCGGUGGAUCAUACAAAGGGAUUGCUGUAUAGUUUGGUUGGUGCUCAGGGGAAUGAGAGACUUGCUGUGAUGAAUCUUGGCUAUAAGCAUUACCAAGGCAUUUAUAACUAUCCACUUGAUUUGGAGCUGUCAUAUGCUUAUUACAGUAAUAUUGCAAUAAAGACAUCAUUGGAUCAACACACUAUAAAAGGGGAACAGGCAUUUGUUGAAACUAUAAGGCUGAUGGAUGAUGAACUGCUAAAAGCUCAAACAAAAGAAAACGGUGAUGUCUUUAUGUGGUUAAAACAUGAAGCAACAAGAGGAAACGCAGCUGCACAGCAACGAUUGGCUCAGAUGCUGUUUUGGGGCCAACAAGGAGUGGCAAAGAAUCCUGAAGCUGCAAUAGAAUGGUAUGCAAAGGGUGCAAUAGAAACAGAAGAUCCAGUGUUAAUAUAUGAUUAUGCCAUUGUGUUAUUUAAGGGCCAAGGUGUGAAAAAGAAUACAAAACUUGCUUUGGAAUUAAUGAAGAAGGCAGCGGCCAAGGGCUUGCCCCAGGCAGUGAAUGGAUUGGGAUGGUAUUACCACAAUUUUAAAAGAGACUACAGAAAAGCAGCUGAACACUGGUUAGUUGCUGAAGAAUUGGGAAAUCCAGAUGCAUCAUACAACCUUGGAGUCCUUUAUUUAGAUGGGAUUUACCCUGGAGUACCUGGUAGAAAUCAGACAGUUGCUGCACGCUAUUUCUAUAAAGCUGCCCAAGGAGGACAUAUAGAAGGGACUUUACGAUGCUCUCUGUAUUACAUCACGGGAAAUAUGGAAGACUUUCCUAGAGAUCCAGAAAAAGCUGUAAUCUGGGCAAAACACAUUGCAGAGAAGAAUGGCUACUUAGGUCAUGUCAUCAGAAAAGCUCUCAAUGCUUAUCUGGAACUUUCAUGGCAUGAAGCUUUGUUGCAUUACAUUUUAGCAGCUGAAACUGGGAUUGAAGUGUCACAGUCCAAUUUAGCACACAUCUGUGAAGAAAGACCAGACCUAGCAAGGAAAUACCUAGCAACUGAUUGUGUUUGGAGAUAUUAUAAUUUCUCUGUUUCUCAAGUCAAUGCACCAUCAUUUGCUUAUUUGAAGAUGGGUGAUUUCUACUACUAUGGUUACCAGAACCAGUCCAAAGACCUCGAGCUCUCCAUGCGGAUGUAUGCACAAGCUGCAUUAGAAGGAGAUUCACAGGGUUUCUUUAAUUUGGCCCUUGUCAUAGAAGAGGGCAACUCCAUACCUUCCUACAUUCUGGAUCACUUGGAAAUUGAUGAGGCAUUGCAUUCUAGUAGUAUGUCACUUCUUCAGGAACUUUAUUACAGGUGCUGGAAUAAUAGUAACCAAGAAUCAAUUAGUCCGUGCUCAUUGGCAUUGCUUUAUUUUUACAUGAGAGUUUUCUGGAACAAUAUUUUACAUUCUACUUUGAUCUACUUCAUGGGAACCUUUCUUUUAUCAAUUCUGGUUGCAUUUGCAGUGCAGUAUUUUCAGUCUUUAUCUGCCCGUAAUUCUCCUGGAGCAAGAGCAGAACCAUCGUCAGAUGAACCUUCUUCCUCAGGGAGUAACAAUGAGGAUGCUACCACACUCAUACAGCAAGAUGAAUCUUCAUUUUUAAAUAAUUUAGCACAGCAGGAGUCAAACGCUCAGAAUCCUCUUGUUACAAGCUGA